UUCACGUAGUAUUGCAUAAUUGAGAUUUUAGUCAUUCUCCUAAUCGUUUUUCAUUCCUACAAAAAUUUUAUAGAAAGAAAAGAAAAAUCUACUCUUUCAUCCCUCUGCUAGUCUCGCCAGCAACCUGUAUAAAGAUAUUGGGUUAAAAAAAAAAAGUUAUGAACAAGCAAGGAGAUUAAAGUUCAAAAGCUAUAUAGAUCGAAACAAACCAUGGCAGAGAGUGUCGUGAGUUUUCUAUUAGAGAAGCUUUCAUCCUUGUUGGAAGGUGAAGCAAAGCUCAUGAGUGGAUUUCGAAAUGAAGUUGUUUUUGUGAAAAAUGAGUUGGAUCGCAUGAGGGCCUUCUUGCGAUCUGCUGAUGCUUCAGAAGAUGAGGAUGAGGAAAUCAAAGUAUGGGUUAAGCAAGUUAGGGAGGUUGCUUACGACAUAGAAGACAUUCUCGAUGAUUUUUUGUAUAGAUUUGAGCAUACUAAGCGACAUGGAGUUUAUGGUCAUUUGUGUAAGAUGGUUCGUGGAAUCAAGAACUUGAAAGCUCGCCAUCGAAUUGCCUCCCAAUUGCACAAUAUCAAAGUCAGAGUUACUGAUAUUUUUGAGGGACAUAAGAGAUAUGGUUACAAAUUGGGUUGUAUAGAGAUCGGAUCAAGUUCUGGGACCAAACCUUUGUACUCUUCUGAGCUUAGAAGUGACGCACGGUUGCUGGAAGAAGCUCAACUAGUGGGCAUUGAUUCACACAAGCAAGAUCUUUUGAGUUUUCUUGUGGAGGAUACCUCUCAACUACAAGUGGCUGCAGUGGUGGGAAUGGGAGGGCUGGGAAAAACCACUCUAGUGAGUUCAGUUUAUAAUGAUUUACAAGCAAAGAAUCAUUUUCAUCAACAUGAAGCUUGGGUCACUGUUUCACAAUCGUUCAAGCUAGAUGACCUUCUGAGGCAAAUUAUCCGGCAAUCAUUCAAAACUUUCAACCUACCACUUUCGGAAGAGGUUGAGAAGUCCACAGACACUCACUUCCUAAAGAGAACAAUUGUUGAUUUUCUUCAUGGGAAAAGAUACUUGCUUGUAUUAGAUGACAUAUGGGAUGUGGAUGCAUGGGAAGCAGUAAAAGCUGCAUUUCGAAACAACAACAAUGGUAGCCGAUUAAUAAUCACAACUCGUAUUGCAGAUGUGGCCACUUCCUCUACCAAAGAUGUUGGUGGUAAGAUCUUUCACUUAAAUCCUUUAUCUUUUGAAGACUCUUGGACACUAUUUUGUGCAAAAGCCUUCCAAGGCAACCCUUGUCCUACUCAUUUGGAGAAAAUUUCAAAAGACAUCCUAAAAAGAUGCGAGGGAUUGCCUCUUGCCAUUGUGGCAAUAGGAAGCAUGUUGGCUACAAAGGACAUCUACAAGGUGGAUGAGUGGGAGAUUGUUGAUCGUUCUCUGCGAGCUGAAUUACAAGGAAAUAAAAAAUUGAAAGGCAUGCAAGCGAUACUUUCACUUAGUUUCAAUGAUUUGCCUUACAACUUGAAGUAUUGUUUCAUGUAUGUGAGUGUAUUCCCUGAGGAUUACUUGAUUAAACGCAAUGUUCUGAUUCGAUUGUGGAUUGCUGAAGGUUUCAUAGAAGAAGCUGAGGGAAGACCAUUAGAAGAAGUAGCAAAUGGUUGUUUCAAUGAGCUUAUUAAUAGAAGCUUGGUCCAAGUGAAGGAUAGAUAUGAUGAUGGAAGAAUCAAAAGUUGUCGAGUGCAUGAUAUUUUAAGGGAAACUAUGCUUCUUAAAUCAAAAGACCAAAGCUUUGCAACAAUAACUAAUAAAGAGAGUGGUAGAAGGAUGUCAGAAAGAGUUCGACGACUAUCUGUGCAUGAAGGAACAAAUAUAGAUAUAUUUGAGGCCAAUCACUUAUCUCAAUUGCGCUCCGUUCUCUUAUUCACCAAAGAAAAUGAUGUUUGGAACAAUUUGAUGUCUUCAUUUUCUGACCAUGGGUAA
Messenger RNA from Humulus lupulus (European hop), 1950 nucleotides. Its product is annotated as disease resistance protein RPM1-like. Gene Ontology annotation, biological process: defense response to other organism. The record is from RefSeq and is a predicted model, not a curated record. Gene Ontology annotation, molecular function: ADP binding. Lineage: Eukaryota; Viridiplantae; Streptophyta; Magnoliopsida; Rosales; Cannabaceae. The transcript is spliced from 2 exons. Bases 211 to 1950 code for a protein of 579 amino acids.